Messenger RNA from Charadrius vociferus (killdeer), 2219 nucleotides. RefSeq names its product protein kinase C, zeta (gene PRKCZ). Lineage: Eukaryota; Metazoa; Chordata; Aves; Charadriiformes; Charadriidae. Gene Ontology annotation, molecular function: protein binding; ATP binding; protein serine/threonine kinase activity. The transcript has 18 exons. The coding region runs from base 10 to 1788 and encodes 592 amino acids. The record is from RefSeq and is a predicted model, not a curated record. Gene Ontology annotation, biological process: protein phosphorylation.
AUACAGACCAUGCCUAGCAGAAUGGGCUCAAAAAUUGAUUUGAACAAGGACUUCAUCAGAGUAAAAACACACUAUAGUGGGGACAUCCUGAUAACAAACUUGGACGCAUCAAUGAGCUAUGAUGAACUGUGUGACGAAGUACAUGAGAUGUGUAAUUUACAACAGGAACAGCCAAUUACCCUCAAGUGGAUUGAUGAUGAAGGUGACCCAUGUACCAUCUCAUCUCAGAUGGAACUGGAAGAAGCCUUCCGUUUGUAUUGUCAAAACAGAGAUGAAGGGCUGAUAAUUCAUGUUUUCCCAAGUAUUCCAGAGAAACCCGGCAUGCCUUGUCCAGGAGAAGAUAAAUCAAUCUACCGCCGUGGAGCCAGAAGAUGGAGGAAGCUGUACCGAGUGAAUGGGCAUUUGUUUCAAGCCAAACGUUUUAACAGAAGAGCGUAUUGUGGCCAGUGCAGUGAAAGGAUAUGGGGGCUCGGAAGGCAAGGCUACAAGUGUAUCAACUGCAAGUUGUUGGUCCAUAAACGUUGUCAUAUACUUGUUCCACUGACCUGCAAAAGGCAUAUGGAUUCGGUCAUGCCUUCCCAGGAACCUCAGUUAGAUGAUAAAAAUGAUGAAGUUGACCUCCCUUCAGAAGAAACUGAUGGAAUUCCCUACAUUCCUUCAAACCGGAAACAUGACACCAUUAAAGAUGACUCUGAGGAUAUCAAACCAGUCAUUGAUGGAAUGGAUGGAAUUAAGAUUUCUCAGGGGCUUGGACUACAGGACUUUGAUUUAAUCAGAGUUAUCGGACGUGGAAGUUAUGCCAAAGUUCUUUUAGUUCGGUUAAAAAAGAAUGAUCAAAUUUAUGCUAUGAAGGUAGUGAAAAAAGAAUUGGUCCAUGACGAUGAGGAUAUUGAUUGGGUACAGACAGAGAAACAUGUGUUUGAACAGGCAUCCAGUAACCCAUUCCUAGUUGGUUUACAUUCAUGCUUUCAAACAACAAGUCGAUUGUUUCUUGUCAUAGAGUAUGUAAAUGGGGGAGAUCUUAUGUUUCAUAUGCAACGGCAAAGAAAACUUCCUGAAGAACAUGCAAGGUUUUAUGCUGCUGAAAUUUGUAUUGCUCUAAACUUCCUACAUGAAAGAGGCAUAAUCUACAGAGAUUUAAAACUAGACAAUGUUCUUUUAGAUGCAGAGGGUCAUAUCAAAUUAACAGAUUAUGGCAUGUGCAAGGAAGGUUUGGGCCCUGGUGACACUACAAGCACUUUCUGUGGGACACCAAAUUAUAUCGCACCGGAGAUCCUCAGAGGAGAAGAGUAUGGGUUCAGCGUGGACUGGUGGGCUCUCGGUGUGUUGAUGUUUGAAAUGAUGGCGGGAAGGUCUCCCUUUGAUAUUAUUACUGACAAUCCAGACAUGAACACUGAAGAUUACCUCUUCCAAGUUAUUCUUGAGAAGCCAAUCCGGAUUCCAAGGUUUCUUUCUGUCAAGGCUUCCCAUGUGUUAAAAGGAUUUUUAAACAAGGAUCCCAAAGAAAGGCUUGGUUGUCAGCCCCAGACAGGAUUUUCUGAUAUCAAGUCUCAUACUUUUUUCCGCAGCAUAGACUGGGAUCUGCUGGAGAAGAAGCAAGCAACCCCUCCGUUUCAGCCUCAGAUCACAGACGAUUACGGUUUGGAUAACUUUGAUACACAGUUCACCAGCGAACCUGUGCAGCUAACCCCGGACGAUGAAGAUAUAAUAAAGCGAAUAGAUCAGUCAGAAUUUGAAGGAUUUGAGUAUAUUAAUCCAUUGUUGCUGUCAACAGAAGAAACAGUAUGAAGGAAUGACAUCUUCGUUGUGGACAGUGUGAAUGACCUUUAACUUUAUCCUUAACUACAGUAUAUGCAUGCGAGGCUGGGGAACUGUAAGAUUUUGGACGGAGACCAAUGAUUUUAAAAAAUAAUAAAAAAAAAAAUUGCUGCUGAAAAUCAAAGAAGAUAAAUAAUGAUUUUGGUGGGUGUCUUCUGCCACUUAGUGAUUCUUAAGUUCUGGGCACUGACACAACUGGCUUCAGUAAUGAAGGAAUUUGCAUUUUGUGCCUGUUUCAUGAAGGAUUGAAAUGUUCAUUGCAUCCCUGGACAAGGAGAUUCUGAAGAACUUUGAGACCUACACGCUUCCUACAAACAUUUGAUGCAAUGAGCUACCAAUUGAAGAAUAUUACAGUGUAACAUCCUGAAGAAUAAAAUAUAUUACGGUGGUGUUGAAGCUUA